UUGACAGUAAUAAAUUUCUGACGGCCCCACAUUAACACUUUUACACCAUGGCCUCUAGAAUGGAUCGCGCCCGGAGAAAAUCCAUGUCUCCGGAAGAGCGCUACCAACGUGCUGUCAGUGCUCGUCGAAAAUUCCGGGCGCUCGUGAAACUCAUCAUUGCCAAUUUAUCAUGGCUCCAAGAACUCGAAGACGAAAAACUUGGCGACAACGUUAAGAAAAACAUCCAAGUUUUGACUCGGAAGAAAGGUAAGAAGAGUCUCCUAACACUCAAAGACAAAGCCGUCCUGAACAAACCCCAGGAACUAAGAACUGAAGCCGAAAAAAAUCACUUAAGGAGAAUAAUCGGAAACCUAAAAUGUUUCAGACGAUACCCACCGGAGGUCAAAAGCCAAUUGCCCGGAAUUAUGUAUUUUAAUUACUUCGGACCGAAUAGAAUUGUUGUGAAGCAAGACUAUGAAGCGCUUAACCUUUAUGUUAUUUUGACCGGAGAAGUCGUAGUGAGUCAAACUUACUACGAUAAACUUCUUAAAGAAAAUGUAACUAAAGAUGUCCUCUUGAUGGGCCCGGGGAAUUAUUUCGGAGAAGUUGGUCUUCUCCAUAACAUCGCUCGAACAGCCACUGUUACAACAACCGAAGCAACAGAAUUUCUUUACGUCAAACGUGAAGAUUUCGAUCGUGUUUUAAAAGACACUGUGGCCAGUCAAUGGGCAGAAGUGCAAGAAAACAUGUCUUGGUUCACUUAUUUCCAAAACUGGAGCGAAGUUGACAUACGCGAAAGCUGUAUCCUAGCUAAAAAGAAAAAUUUUGAACCUGAUCAAAUCGUUUUGAGCAGCACCGGAGGUCAACUAGAUUGUGUUUACUUCAUCACUAAAGGCAGUUGCUACCUCAUUGAAUACAUGACGAUCAAAACAACCUGGAAAAAAGGACUACCUCACUACACUCUGGUAAAAGAAGCUGCUGAUGCAGAGGCAAGGCCACCAGCAGCUGUUUAUAAAGAUAUUAAAAAAUUACACAAGAAGGAAGAGUCUCACAUGGGCUUAAAAUCAUCGCUAAGACCAGCAAUAAGCACCUCCAGACCGUCUUUAAGACCUUCUUAUACGCAACCAAACAUUCAAACUCAUUUUAUCAAAGUUUGCACUUUCAAUAAAUUAGCCUGUUUCAAUGUGGGCGAAAGUUUGAAGAAUAGGAUUAUAGUGUCGUCAGACGAGACUGAAUGUCUUCUUCUUCCCAGAUAUUUUCUUCUAGAUAAAAGUAUGAUUACUUUCAAAGCUAUUGAGCAGUUUUUGACACGUCACAUUCCGAGUACUGAGCAAAUUUUCAAAAAUUUUCUAGAAGACCAUAGGUGGAGUUAUUACAAAGGUCAAUUGGUGGAACAAAUUUUGGCCGAUAAAGCCUUCACAGGGAAUACUGUGCACAAUAUACCGUAUACAAUUCGGCUUGCUGAAGAUUUGGGCGAAAUUUGAAUUAACCUCUGACAAAUAUGAAGUAAAAUUCGGUUAAUUUCGUUUUUGCAUUUUUGUAAAAUAAGAAACUACACCAAAUUAGUCUGUUAUGUUUUCUCUUCAUUUGUUUAAUGAAAUCUUGUAUUAUUGUAUCCUUGUCU
Messenger RNA from Tribolium madens (black flour beetle), 1603 nucleotides. Its product is annotated as cyclic nucleotide-binding domain-containing protein 2-like. The coding region runs from base 48 to 1463 and encodes 471 amino acids. NCBI's taxonomy places the organism in Eukaryota, Metazoa, Arthropoda, Insecta, Coleoptera, Tenebrionidae. The record is from RefSeq and is a predicted model, not a curated record. The transcript has a single exon.